Paramormyrops kingsleyae is the source of this 2646-nucleotide messenger RNA. Its product is annotated as copine-2-like. The record is from RefSeq and is a predicted model, not a curated record. Lineage: Eukaryota; Metazoa; Chordata; Actinopteri; Osteoglossiformes; Mormyridae. Gene Ontology annotation, biological process: cellular response to calcium ion. Gene Ontology annotation, molecular function: calcium-dependent phospholipid binding. Gene Ontology annotation, cellular component: plasma membrane.
UACUGCGUCGUCAGACGGACCCUCAAUGGGCGGAGAUUUCCGACUUGAAGGCUGGUCCCUCUAACUUCCAAGAGGUGUUGGAAAACCCAAAAACUGGAGACGUGUCAGCAAAUAUGGCGUAUUUACAUGCUGGACUGUAGGCUCUCGCAGGUCGGCUGUGAGUCUGAAACCGGAGGUAAUGUGAAGCUGCCUGACUUCAGAACUGGAAGAAGCUCAAGAAGUCUCCGCACCGCUCAUCUCGCUGCAGACGUGUCACAUGGCCUACACACUUGGAUCUGCACUGGGUCCUCAGUGCUGUGUUACCAAAGUGGAGCUGUCCGUCUGCGGCAGUAACCUCCUAGAUCGAGAUGUCACCUCCAAGUCAGACCCUUUCUGUGUGCUCUUCUUGGAGGUGGAUGGCAAAUGGGUGGAGAUCGGGCGGACAGAAACAGUUUUAAACAACCUGAACCCCGUGUUUGGAGUAAAGUUCCAGGUGGAUUAUCACUUUGAGGAGAUCCAGAAGCUUAAGUUUGCCAUGUUCGAUGAGGACAAAUGCAGCAACCAAUUGUAUGAGCAUGACUUCCUGGGAGACUUCACCUGCACGCUCGGGGUGAUUGUCUCUAGUAAGAAAUUGCAUCGGCCUCUGACUCUGGCUAAUGGAAAACCAGCAGGAAAGGGUGCCAUCACUAUAACAGCACAGGAACUGUCAGACAACAGAGUAAUCACACUCAGCCUGUGUGGGAGGAAACUGGACAAGAAGGAUUUCUUUGGGAAGUCGGACCCUUAUCUGGAAUUCCACAAGGAAGGAGAGGAUGGGAAGUGGAUGCUGGUCCACCGGACAGAGGUGAUCAAGAACACCCUGGAUCCCGUGUGGGCGCCCUUCACGAUACCCUUCAUCUCUCUCUGCAAUGGUGACAUGGAGAAGAGUAUUAAGGUUAUCUGCUCUGACUUUGAUAAUGAUGGUGGCCAUGACUUCAUCGGGGAGUUCUACACCACUGUCGCCAGGAUGGCUGAAGCUCAGAACUCUGUCGAGGUUGAGUUUGAAUGCAUCAAUCCCAAGAAGCAGAAGAGAAAGAAGAACUAUAAAAACUCAGGUGUCAUCAUUUUGAAGUCAUGCAAGAUCUCCAGAAACUAUUCCUUCCUGGACUACAUUCUCGGUGGCUGCCAGCUCAUGUUCACUGUGGGCAUAGACUUCACAGCCUCAAAUGGUAACCCCAGAGAGCCCUACUCCCUGCACUACAUCAACCCCCUGGGUAACAAUGAGUACCUGGACGCCAUCUGGGCUGUGGGCCAGAUCAUACAGGACUACGAUUCGGACAAGAUGUUCCCUGCACUGGGAUUUGGAGCCCUGCUGCCACCCGACUGGAAGCUGUCACAUGAGUUUGCCAUCAACUUCAACCCCUCCAACCCUUUCUGCACAGGAGUAGAAGGAAUCGCACAAGCCUACUCCGCCUGCUUGCCCCACAUCCGAUUUUAUGGACCCACCAACUUUUCUCCCAUCAUUAAUCACGUGGCUCGAUUUGCUGCCCAGGCCCAGCACCAGAAGACAGCUGCGCAGUACUUCACCCUCCUCAUCAUCACAGACGGUGUGAUCAGUGACAUGGAUGAGACGCGCCAUGCUAUAGUGCAGGCAGCCAAGCUUCCCAUGUCCAUCAUCAUCGUGGGCGUGGGGAACGCCGACUUCACUGCCAUGGAGUUCCUGGAUGGAGACAGUAGCAUCUUACGCUCCUACACAGGCGAGGCUGCUGUCAGAGAUAUUGUGCAAUUUGUGCCCUUUCGGGACUUCCGUAACGCUCCGAAGGAAACGUUAGCCAAAUCUGUGCUGGCAGAGCUGCCCCAGCAGGUCACAGAGUACUUCAAACAGAGGAAUCUGUCGCCUAGCAACUGGGCUGCUGAGUAAAGCGGCUGCACUGAGCCGCCUGCUGGCUGCCAACAUUCCUUCACUGUUUACAAACAAAAUGAACGCAGCAAUAGACUUUUACAAAACAUGUUUGUAUUUACAUUGGUUUUCUUAUUUUUCCUUCCUCUCCUGGACUGGCGCCCAGGGCGUACCCCUGCCUUGUGCCCUGAUUUUCCCGAGAUAGGCUACAGACCCCCUUCCAGGUACCAGAUAACCACGUGGAGGAUUUUCCUGCCUUCACACUCCGAAAACCAGGAUUUUUAGAAGACAUGGACACUACUUGAUUUUCACUGGCUGAGCAGCAGAAACAAAUGACAAAAUAGUAUUGAAUGUAACUUUGUAAUAUGUAAUAUUUCUUUUUUAUUAUUAUUACUCCUGCUACUAUAUAUGGUUUAGCUUGUUUUAGCUUAUAAAAGCUGUUUAUUGCUAUUGUAUCAUUGCAAUGUAUUUUACGUGGUGAACUGUAAUGAAAUCUAUUAGUGUGCCUUGUCAAGGUUUUACGUUAAUUGUUUUAUACAGUGUGGCUUUUCUUUUUACUCUCAGGUGAAUAAACUAACAAACUGGAUGCCAUAUUUUAUAUAAGCAUUAUGUGUGGAGAGCAAAGUUAGAGAGUCUCUUGGAUGUUUUAGAGAGAAAUGGAAUGUGUCGUUUACAUCUGAGACUGGUGAUUUAAGUUGGGGAGAGAAAUUUAUGGAGCUGUCCUAAUGACCAUUGAUGGAGGAGAACCAUGUAACUUCUGACAUAAACCAGGCAUCUCUUCAAAGAUA